Kuraishia capsulata CBS 1993 is the source of this 399-nucleotide messenger RNA. RefSeq lists its product as uncharacterized. The record is from RefSeq and is a predicted model, not a curated record. Bases 1 to 399 code for a protein of 132 amino acids. NCBI's taxonomy places the organism in Eukaryota, Fungi, Ascomycota, Pichiomycetes, Pichiales, Pichiaceae. The transcript has a single exon.
AUGAAGCACAAAUACGCACUGGCUGCGUGCACUUGGUUCCAGAACACUUUUGGUGCCAGUAUCAUCCUCUCAUGGUCCAUUCCUAGUGUUAACAUCACCGGUCACACCAAGAGAGGAACUGUUGUCGGGGUUGGUUUUGUGGUGUUUGCAGCUGGAAACAUCAUUUCUCCUCAUUUCUUCGACUCUAAAGAUGCUCCUAGAUUCAAGCCUGCGACUACGGGUUUAUUGGUCUGCUACUCCUGGUUGAUCUUGGCUCCAUUGUGUUUGGCGGGUUUUCUGCACUAUAGAAACAAGAGUCGUGACAGAAAGGGAUACAUUGUUGCAGAUCGCGAAGAAAUCCUCGCGGGUUUCGCCGACCAGACAGAUUUCGAAAACAAGGGUUUCCGUUAUAUUUUCUAG